CGGGCCGGAAGAAGCGAGAGGGGGGCGACUCUCGCAUAUCAUCAUUACUUGCAAAUCUUCUUUACCUACCAACCACCAAAGUUGUACACUUGCAGACGGGCUGCUACACAUACAUGAAGGAAACUUGAGAGUGAACGUUAUUUUCAGCCCUUCUGUUCUCGACGUUCGGUGGACGACCAACCACCUGUAAACAUUUCAUGGCAUUCAUUCAAGGUUUUCAGUGUCAUGUAACAAAGAUGAGAUGAAAGGCCCAAAGUUUUUCCUUGUCAUGUCGUUUCUCUGGAAGCACUUCUUGCUUAUGGCUGACUUUUGGUGUUGGAUGGCAUCGGCAAUCGGGACCAAAACAUAUGCAAAUUCAAUGAGGACGUUGAAGCUGUACCAUAAUAUGAUUCUCUGUUAUUUCUCUCUCCUCGUUGGGAUGGCUGGUUGUCUCUCACCUUUUCUUCUCUGUAUAUCUACAAAUACGAUACCUUCUACACUUCACAACACCCAAUCCUUUGCUAUUCUUUUUUUGCCAACCCUUCAAGUCUUGACGAAAAACCUUUUAGUGUUUCCACAUACACCUGAACUGUUGGAGGCUUACAUAGGCGCGUUAUCCUCUUCCCAUUCUGUCCUCGGCCCCGUCGAUGGUCCCUCUAUCGAAAGGGUAGCUAGCAAGUAAAGUUUCAGGUGCCAGGAAGAGACAAGAUGAACGGGGCAAGUGAAUUACGUAACUCCAGUCCCCUUGUUAACGUAAAUUAUGACAAAAUCCAGCGGUAGGUGGUGGGAGUUGCCUGGAAUUUUUUAAAAAAAAAUUUCCAA
Molecule: messenger RNA, 801 nt
Organism: Neurospora hispaniola
Lineage: Eukaryota; Fungi; Ascomycota; Sordariomycetes; Sordariales; Sordariaceae
Exons: 1
Coding region: 242-661 (139 amino acids)
Source: RefSeq, a predicted model, not a curated record